Molecule: messenger RNA, 4426 nt
Organism: Rhea pennata
Lineage: Eukaryota; Metazoa; Chordata; Aves; Rheiformes; Rheidae
Gene: TMEM65
Product: transmembrane protein 65
Exons: 8
Coding region: 61-1059 (332 amino acids)
Biological process (GO): regulation of cardiac conduction; cardiac ventricle development
Cellular component (GO): mitochondrion
Source: RefSeq, a predicted model, not a curated record
GGGAGCGGAGCCGGCGGCGGCCGUUGCGGGCGGCCCGAGCGCCGCGCCUUCCCCUGCCCCAUGUCGGCGUGGCUCAGCCGGGCAGCGCUGCGGCUGGGGCGGCCGGGGGGCCCCGCCGCCGUCGUCUCGCCCUCCUGCCUGGCCUCGCUGCGGGGCCCGCCGCGCUGCUGCUGCCGCCGCCGCCUGGGCACCCUGCGCGGCGGCGCGGAGGGGCUGCUGCUGCCGCCGCCGCCGCCGCGGGUGGCGCCGCCCGGGCGGGCGCUGGGCACCCACCCCCGGAAGGAGCCUAUGGAGGCGCUGAACACGGCGCAGGGGGCCCGCGACUUCAUCUACAGCCUGCACUCCACCGAGCGGAGCUGCCUGCUGCGGGAGCUGCACCGCUUCGAGUCCAUCGCCAUCGCCCAAGACCCCAUAUCAGCUAGGGGAAGCUGUCAGCAAUAUGGGGAGACCUGGGCACAUCAAGAACCAAAAGGGGCCUGUUCCUCAGGCCAUGCGCAGGCCUACCACCAGAAGGACGCAGUUUCAUCAACUAUUUGCCCUAGCGCGAAAUAUGACAGGACACACUAUCUGUGGCCUCCGCUAAUGGUAGAGGCUGCAGGGAAACCCAUCCUUUGCCACGGCUCCUACGCUGAAGAACGGUCCUCAGAGAAGUUGGAGGUUGCACCACCAUCUCCAGGACAACUGAGACAUGUGUUCUUCCACAAUGCAUUACCUUUUGUAGGGUUUGGAUUUUUGGAUAACGCAAUUAUGAUUGCUGCGGGAACCCAAAUAGAACUGUCAAUUGGAGUUGUCCUAGGAAUUUCAACUAUGGCAGCUGCUGCUUUGGGAAACCUUGUUUCAGAUUUAGCUGGACUGGGUCUUGCAGGUUAUGUAGAAGCUUUAGCUUCAAGAUUGGGUCUGUCAAUUCCUGAUCUGACACCCAAACAAGCUGAUAUGUGGCAAACACGUCUCAGUGCACAUUUGGGUAAAGCUAUUGGAGUGACCAUUGGCUGCAUUUUAGGAAUGUUUCCUUUGUUGUUCUUUGGCGAUGAGGAAGAAAAACUGGAAGAAAAAAAUUAACGUUUUUACAAGACAUAUACAAAUGUAAACUAAUGUACCUCAAUUAUUCAAUUAUGCUGUCAACACUUAGGAAUUAACAGACAGUAAAAAAAAGAAAGUGUAUAGACUUGGGAACAAAACCAUCAGCAUGUCAUUUUAUGGAAACACUAAUUUAUUGUGGCUUUGUUGUGUUCAAUACUUCUUUUUAUAAGAAGCCAUUUAGCUUUUUAUUUAAUGUAAAUUUUUGAAGUGUUUUCACUUAUGACAACAGAUGUUUACCACUCCCCCUUUUGACCUUGUUCUUUAAUGGAUUAUUACUUCAAUAAUCCGCCAUGGAUGACAGUCUUGAGUUGCAUAUUGGUUGCUUAACAGUUGUAAUUGCAUGGCAAAAAAUUCACUGCUUUUAUCAGGUCCUUUAAUGCAGAUUAUUAAGGGGGUCAGUGUAGAUGAUUUUGAAGUCGGCAAGAUGACUGGUUGCCCCCUCACCAGCCACCAUUUUACACUACUUUUAAAGCAGAUAUUUCAGCCAUUUAUUACAGUCUAGUUGCACUUCUUUACAAUUCUUAUUAAUUCUCUUCUGAGAUCAUCAUUUAAAUGCCUUUACAAGGUAAGUGUUUCCAGUGUAGUCUCUUUACCAUGAUCAUUUUCUUAAACUGGUGUUCUGACACCUUCCAUACCUUCAUGUUCAUGCCUUUUUUUCCAUUAUGAGCAAUAUUCUGAGAAUUCAGUUGGAGUAUCCUUUAAUUUCCUUAGCUUUUGAACAUGGUUUACAGGAAUUGAGACCUCUUCCUAUUUAAGAAGUGUAAGCCACAGCAUUAUUUAUUGUUCUCUCUAAAAUAAGGUGUGAAUAAUUGAUAUAAGUGGACAAGUCUGGGUUACCAAGUAUGAAUUAGUGCUGGCAUUGCAAGUUUGUAGUAGAUGGCUCAGUUGAAAUGAUGAUAAAAAGUACCAUCAGUCUGGAUUAGAGGACCUGAUUUGCAGAAUAUAACUCUGUAUUUAAGAUUAAACCUUUACUAUUUUUUUGCUGUGAGACAUUUGGUAAGAAAAGAAAUGGAGACUUCGGGCCUUUUUCCUUUUUUGCCUUUUAUUUUUGCAGUCUUACUUGGUGUAUCAUAGAUCUGACAGUGCAGUUGCAUAUAAUUGUGCUUUUUUUAUAUGGUCAUGAAUGAAUUGUGAUUAUAACCAUCAUGUUGAAUGUUCAUAAUAUUUCAGUAUCUGAAUUUCCAAUAGUGUAACUCUAAAUUGGUGACUGAUUUCAUAGGAGAGGCUUUCUUACCUGUCUGACUACCACUUGGAAAAGUCGUUAAAAAGGAGGGGCACAGCCAGGGCACUUUUAGAGUCUUAUUGCUAGAAUUGACUCUUUUUAAACCUAGAAAGAAAUGUUUAAAAAAAAAAAAAAUCCCAAGAUACAUACUUGUUUUACCGAGCUGAUUGCUCAUCUCGGUCAUAAAUAUAAAUCUGACUUCUCUAUUCUCAUUUCCAGAAACACCAUAAUAGCAGUACUGAAACUUUAACACCAAUCUUUAAUGAAGGUGACAGUUGCAUCUGUUUUUGAGAAACAGAUUUUAUAAACUUGCAGUGAGUAGUCCUAAUGACACAUACUCUUCUUCGUAAGUUAAAUUACAACAAUCUGGACCAAACUGUAAAGCUAAAGAAAUCUUCUAGGCAAGAAUGGAACAUGAAUACUUGCAUUUUCAAAAUUGGAAGGUUUUUUUUUUUUUUUUUUUUUUUUUUUUUUAUCCUACUAGAAAACUGCACUUUUCCCCCAAUGGAUUGCUGAUUGCUGCUGUUAUACAUUACUUCAAUAAUCAGGUUUUUAAAGCAUCUAUAAGUUUCUCUUGCCUUAAACUCUAACUCUUCUUCUGCUACAUGUGUAUUCUUGUUUUUUGGUAUAUCUUAAAGCUGCAUGUAAUACAUGCAGUAUUUUUUAUGUUUGAGUGCACAUAAAACAACUUUGCAUAGCUUCUUUUGUAGCUGUAAUACCAACAUUGCCUCCCAUUAAGGCACUGAUGUCUUCAUUGGAAUCUUCCAGCAAUGGCUCUGUUCUUUGCUGUUGUAUUAACUGGAACACUGUUUUCAUCACUUCUUGAGAGCUCGUAAGAAUAAUCAGAAAGCUAAAUGUCAGCUGUCGUAGUAGUGUCCAUUUUAGAAAGGCUAUAGGAACGACUGUACUAUUGUUUAAUGGCUUGUGCAUGUAAAUCGAGUAUGUUUUUGUUGCUGUAUGUCAAACUAUUGUACUGCAACCAAUGCUUUUAACAAGAAACAAUGAACUAAAAUACCUUUAAAGAAAUUAAUCAUGUGUUUCCUUGUUAACUGUUUAGCUGACCACAAAAAUAUGAAGGGCAAGUGACUCAUGGUAAGAAAUCUUGGGUGUUUCAGGCUGUUGCUUGAUGUUGUAGUGAUGAAAGUGAUUCUCUGGGGUCUCGGUAUUUGACAAGCUUGAAAAAAUAAUUUAUGGUUUGAGUGAAAUUGUGGCUGUGCUGGAGGCUGAAAGUACUUGCUUUGGCCAGGAUGCCACCCUGUAUACAGUUUGGGUAGCUUGCUUUGCCUACAGGAUCGACUUUUGUAUAGAUGUGGUAUUGCUUCAUGUGGAAUGGAAGAUCUAUGCCUGAUCUGUACCCUGAGUCUCCUAACAAGGAGGAUGUUUUUUUCGGGGGGUAAAUAGGUGAAAGCAAUCCCAUGCUCUGGAUAUGCUGUUUAAAACACAAAAUUGAAUGUUGGAGCACUGACAAAUUCUCUUCUUUGCUUUCCGUUGUCUGUUUUCUGUUAUUCAUCCCCCAAUAAAAGGAAAAGCCAAACAUGACCAGGCUUAUUCAGAGACUUCAGUAUUACUCCAUUUUGUUUAUUCUAUUAGGUAUGUCCUGUAUUAACAGGAAAUUUUCAUGUUAAAGGGCUGAUAGACCUGAAAUUGUGUUUAUUUUUGCAAUGCUGUCUUUGUAACUUAAAAUAUAAAUGUAUUUUUGACUGUAUAUUAACUCUAGGGAGGGAAAGAAACUAAAGAACAUGCAUAUGAUAAUAUGGUUACCCAAAUCUUCUCACCAAUAUUUUCAUCAUUCAUGUACUUUUACAUAAAUUAUUUGAAUUCAGGCAACAUAUUUUGUAUUGUCUUCAAUUAAAUUGUCAGACUUUCUGUAAACUUUUGUACUACAGCAAAGAUGUUCUGUGUUUCUUUAUUAGACCAGUUGCUGGAGGGGAAAUGUUAAUAAUAUCCUGUGGGUAUUCAGCCUCAAUUAACACAACAGGCAUUUAUUACAAAAGUUAUGGGAAGUUCCUGGUCAUUUUGUAUGCAGUACCACUGUGGAAUAGUCCACUUCUAUCCUUCUAAUAAUGUCAUUCUCUCCAUGCUUGGAAGAGAACUUGAACAAUUAAAAUGUUUGCAUGGUAAAAA